CAUUUUUAUUUAUUUAUUAAUCGUGUAGUGUUUUUUUUUCACUCUAAUCUAAUUAAAGUAAAUCAAAGCUAAAACCUUUGACAUUACCGAAGAGUAUUAACAUUCAACACCCAAUAGAUCAAACCUACUCUGGUGAGGUCAGGCCAUGAUUAUCUUCUUCUUUGACGAUCUAAAUUCGUAAACCCUAAUCCUCAAAUGAUGUUGACUCUCUACGACCAAGAAACCUCGCCGGACCGCUCCAGCCGGUGUGAGACGCCGGAGACUGUCGUGAGAGACAUCCACGCGCUUACUCCAGCUUCUACGACGGUGUUGCCUCCACCGCCUGCCUUGAGAGGCUAUUUUUCUCCGACGAGGUCAACGACGACCAUGAGCGAAGGAGCUUCCUCCGGCGAAAACUUCACAACCAUAAGCAGAGAGUUCAACGCUCUAGUCAUCGCCGGCUCCUCCAUGGGAAACAACAACGAACCAACGGCGCGUGACGCCACGCAACCUGACGACUUGAUGACUAGGAUCCACGAGGAGAGGGAUGAAGAGGAGACGAACCCUUUGGCAAUCGUGCCGGACCAGUAUCCGGGUUCGGGUUUGGAUCAGGGAAGUGGAAAUGGGUCGGGUGAAGUUCAGGGUCGGUUUCCGAUAUCGUCGGUACAAAGGGUGAAGAAGCAAGAGGUGGAAGCGAAGAUAGCGGCGUGGCAGACGGCAAAACUGGCUAAGAUCAAUAACCGGUUUAAAAGAGAAGACGCCGUUAUUAACGGUUGUGUUGACGAGCAAGUCCACAAGGCCACUUCUUGGAUGAAGAAAAUCGAGAGGAAGCUAGAGGAGAGAAAAGCGAAAGCGAUGGAGAAAACGCAGAACGAAGUGGCCAAAGCGCAGAGGAAAGCGGAGGAGAGGAGAGCGACGGCAGAGGCGAAGAGAGGGACAGAGGUUGCAAAAGUUGUCGAAGCUGCUAAUCUCAUGAGAGCCGUUGGUCGUCCUCCUGCCAAACGCUCUUUCUUCUCCUUCUCCUAGUUUUUAGUUUAUAUUGUAUGUUAAUCAAACAAAAAUUAAAUAUUCUCAUUAUUGCAUAUAUUGUUGCUAAUAGUGGGAGCGUGGGACUCUUUUUUGGAAUUAUUGUAUAUGUACACAUAUAUAUAUGAUCGUUAAAAUACUGCUGUGUGGUUUUGCAUCUUUUUUUUACACCAUAGAUACAAUAAAUGAUUUGAACAAAAA
Molecule: messenger RNA, 1206 nt
Organism: Thlaspi arvense
Lineage: Eukaryota; Viridiplantae; Streptophyta; Magnoliopsida; Brassicales; Brassicaceae
Source: the annotation of a GenBank genome assembly